AUGACAAUACUGCAGAAUCAGGAUUUUACUACGCUGGUGGAUAAGGCCACCGUGGCAGAGGAAAGCCUGCAAGGGGAUUUAAAGGUUCAGAUUCCGAAGAAGAGGCUAACACCUUCCAAUUCUUAUUCAAGUGCGAGGCAGGGAAAGUGUAUGUGGGGAUCAGGUGUUUGCUACCGGUGUGGUAGACCAGGGCAUAUAGCACAUGAGUGCGACUUGUUGGGGAGCAACGCACCCCCACAGCAACCAUCUCGAGGAAGCUAUCAGGCACCACAUGGUGGAUAUCAUAGGGGUACAGCCCAGGCAAGGGUGUAUUCCCUAACUCCUGGUGACGCAGAGAACGUCGGAGAUGUGGUGACACGUAUUAUUUAUAUGCUUUUGAAUAUAGUUGUUGUACUAUUUGAUUCAAGAGCAACGCAUUCCUUUAUUUCCGGGGGAUUCGUUAAAUUAUGUGAGUUAAAGGCACAACUAUUAAAUGCUGAAUUAGCAGUGGCUACACCGUCAGGGUCAAAAGUUGUAUGCAGUAGGGUGAUUCGGGAUUUCCCAGUAGAGAUUCAGCGAAGAGUAUUACCAGUCAGUUUGAUUGUGCUUGAUAUGCACAGCUUCAAUAUUAUUCAGGGGAUGGACUAG
Malania oleifera is the source of this 627-nucleotide messenger RNA. RefSeq lists its product as uncharacterized. Lineage: Eukaryota; Viridiplantae; Streptophyta; Magnoliopsida; Santalales; Ximeniaceae. The record is from RefSeq and is a predicted model, not a curated record. Gene Ontology annotation, molecular function: nucleic acid binding; zinc ion binding. The transcript has 2 exons. Bases 1 to 627 code for a protein of 208 amino acids.